This is a messenger RNA of Panicum virgatum (switchgrass), 2445 nucleotides long. RefSeq names its product protein ALP1-like. The record is from RefSeq and is a predicted model, not a curated record. The coding region runs from base 1040 to 2107 and encodes 355 amino acids. NCBI's taxonomy places the organism in Eukaryota, Viridiplantae, Streptophyta, Magnoliopsida, Poales, Poaceae. The transcript has 7 exons.
ACCUCCACUCCCUCUUGCUGUCUCUUGCUGCAGCGCAUCUGCACUAGCAGCUGCCCCUCUCAGCACCGCCCCCUUCCGCCGCCCCGCAUCCGAACCGGCCGCCGCCCCGCAUCAGCACCGGCCCCUCUCCCAUCGGCCGCCCUCAGUCCACUUUGCCACCUUCUGCGCGCAGAUCCAGAAGGGGUGGGGCUGUUCCACAUUGGCGCCGGCGGAAGAGCCCCCUCCGAUGGCUCCGUCUCGCGCUACCCCCUCGGCGUUUCCCCCUUCGGCCUCCUCCUCUAUUGUGCCACAACCGGGCCUCCUCGCCGGCGCCGGCGCAUCACCGACAGCAGCGGGAAAAGGGGCUCGUGGGGGACGAGGGCGUGUAGGAGGUCCGCCGCCGAUGGCGACGCCGCCUCCCUUCGGAGCAGCGCCGUUCGGCCCUCACCCGCUGAAGCCGGCCCCGCACGCCGUCGCCCCUUCCGGCCGCCCUCCCCCGCCUACCUCCGGAUCUGCGAUUUCCUGCCCUCAAGCUGUCACUUCCUGCCUCCGGCGCCGGUCCGUUGCCCCUACACUUGCCCUGACGCUCCUACCUCUCCUUGGUGUGCGCCUGACUGACCUGUUGCAGAUUAUUUGGAUGAAAAUAAGCAGCUUAUUCUGGCCAUCCUGCAAAAUCAGAACUUAGAAAACUUGGCUGAAUGUGCUCACUUUGAUUUGUUCCUUCACAGGUUUCCCCCCUUGCCCAACAGUGUAUCUACCGCAUUAGUUGACCGAUCCUCAAACAAUACGCUGGCACCUUCGUCUACAGCAUCGUGCUCCCCGCCUCGAGCUAGGCACUACAACCUGCGUGCACAACGAGCUAGGCACUACAACCUGCGUGCAAAACGAGCUAAACACUCAGUCAAGGACUUGUAGGAGAAGAAAACAAAUACGGGGCAUACCUAAUGGCAGGUGAACGGGCAAGUGAUGCUUCAAGUGAUUCAACAAUACUUUCUGGGAUUUGGCGACGUGUGCGGUUGCUGUCGCAGCAUAUGCGGCCAAAAAUCAAAAUGGAACGGCCAUGGACAGCCAAAUGGUAGCGACGCCCAUGCAAUUCGAAGUGCAAGAGGCUACUAGGCGACAAUGGGUGGAAGCUAGUUUGAGGGUCCCAUGGAGAUGCUAUGAGAAUUUCCGUAUGAACAACGAGGCAUUUCAUAAGCUGCAUAACAUUUUAGUUACGAACCAUGGGCUGCAGUCUACUCAAGAGUUCCAUUCCAUAGAGGCUUUAGGCAUGUUCCUAUGGGCAUGCGGGCACGGGCAUUGCAUGAGGCAGGUCAAAGACAGACUUGGUAGGGGUUUGGGAACAAUAAGCCAGAAGUUUGGGGACGUGCUACACACGAUGAUGUCAUUUGCCGAUAUAGUGAUUAGGCCACAGGAUCCGACUUAUAGCACCGUGCAUGCAAGUUUGAGGCCGUACUCACCUUUCUUCGACGGAUGCAUAGGCGCUAUAGAUGGAACACACAUACCUGUGUGUGUCUCUCGUAAGUCACAUGAUGAUUACACCAACAGGAAAGGCUGGCCAAGCCAGAAUGUAUUAGCUGUAGUUGACUUCGACACGAGGUUCACCUUUAUUGGUGUGGGGAUGGCGGGAGCUGUGCACGACAUGGCGGUGCUAAGGCAGGGGUGGGAGGCAGAAACUUUCCCUCACCCACCACCAGGAAGGUAUUAUUUGGUGGACAAAGGGUAUGCCCAAGAACGUGGGUAUUUGGGACCGCAUCGCCAGACCAAGUACUGGAAGAAGGAGUUCAAGAAAAGGGGUCCUCAGCAUUUGGAAGAGGUGUUCAACUACCAUCAUUCGAAACUUCGAAAUGUAGCUGAAAGGUCACUUGGGGUAGCCAAAAAUAAGUGGCAAAUGUUGAAAGGAAUGCCUAAAUAUCCUAAGGACAAGCAAAAUCAUAUUAUUGUGGCAUGUUUUGCGCUGCAUAACUUUGUACAGGAUGAGAAUGCACGGUCACUGACAAUCGACUUGCCGUCGAUACCUACACCAAGUGAGUAUUCGUUUCGGUGGCUGGAGUCAACGGCGAAAGAUGAGAUGUCAACUGUCAGCAACUAUAUUACUACCGGACUUGCAGUUAUGGGGUUCAGAUGAACUUUGAGGAAGGCCGCAAUGAAGCAUUAGCACAAGGCGUAGCUUAUUUUGUUACGGAGGGGUUCAUGAAGUUGGAAUUGCCUCUCUGAUCCUUAUUUAUGCUUGGAAUUGGCUUAUAUUGCAGAAAGUACUUUCUGCUGGCAAUUUAUGGUUGAUGAUGCUAAAUAUUUAUAUGCAAAUGUUGACUGCUCAAUCAUUUUGGUGCAACUGUUGCAGUCAUAAGUAGGUGCCAAAAUUUGAGUUGUAAAAUUGAAGCAGCCCUGUAAUACACUUCAGCAUGUAAGGAAUUUGGGGCCUGUGGUUAUUUUGUUACGGAGUGUAUGUCUUGAUGCGGCGUA